Messenger RNA from Juglans regia (Persian walnut), 2308 nucleotides. Its product is annotated as CDPK-related kinase 3. The record is from RefSeq and is a predicted model, not a curated record. Gene Ontology annotation, molecular function: calcium ion binding; calmodulin binding; calcium/calmodulin-dependent protein kinase activity. Lineage: Eukaryota; Viridiplantae; Streptophyta; Magnoliopsida; Fagales; Juglandaceae. Gene Ontology annotation, cellular component: nucleus; cytoplasm. Gene Ontology annotation, biological process: peptidyl-serine phosphorylation; protein autophosphorylation; intracellular signal transduction. The coding region runs from base 229 to 2049 and encodes 606 amino acids. The transcript has 11 exons.
CGGAAAAAUCUAUUUUUGCCACGUUUUUGCCUCUCUCUCUCUCUCGCUCCGUAACUUGCUUGUCUCUACUGUUUCUCUCUCUCUCACCCAAAAUUCCCUUUCAUUCCCUUCCUUUAUCGUUUUCUUACCGUAGAAGUCUGUCGCCGGGGAGAAUCGGGUCAUCCCCAUGUGCUGCACACUUUGACUUGGUUGCGAUCUGAUACAGCGCCGCGCCCAACUUCUUUUGGGAUGGGGCAGUGCUACGGCAAGACCGACCCAAAGGCCGAGCAUGACGUUACUACUACUGCUACUACUAUUGCCGCCUCCUACAACGAUCGGUCUCAUCAGACGCCUUUACCCUCUGCAAGUGGGACUAAUGGUUCCGUCAACGUGCAGGCGUUAAAGACCACGCCGGCUCGGUCCUCCAAUCCGGGCCCAUGGCCGAGCCCUUACCCUCACGGCGUUUCCGCGAGUCCUCUACCCGGCGGCGUGUCGCCGUCUCCAGGGAGAGGGUCAGCGACUCCAAAGAAGUUCUUCCGGAGGCCUUUCCCGCCGCCUUCGCCCGCUAAGCACAUAAAGGCGUCGCUGGCGAAGCGGCUCGGCCACGCCUCCAAGCCCAAGGAGGGCCCGAUCCCUGAGGAGCACGGAGCCGAGCCGGAACAAGCUCUGGACAAGAGCUUCGGCUACAGCAAGAACUUCGGAGCCAAGUACGAGCUUGGAAAAGAGAUAGGGCGAGGUCAUUUUGGUCAUACUUGCUCUGCUAGAGGCAAAAGGGGGGAGCUUAAAGAUCAGCCUGUUGCCGUGAAAAUCAUAUCGAAAGCAAAGAUGACGACUGCAAUAUCAAUUGAAGAUGUUCGUAGAGAAGUGAAGAUAUUAAAAGGUUUAUCGAGCCAUAAGCAUCUGGUCAAAUUUCACGAUGCAUGUGAGGACACCAAUAACGUGUACAUAGUCAUGGAAUUGUGUGAAGGUGGAGAACUCCUAGACAGAAUUUUAUCAAGAGGAGGAAGGUAUGCAGAGGAAGAUGCAAAAUUUAUAGUUGUGCAAAUUCUAAGUGUAGUUGCAUUUUGUCAUCUUCAAGGCGUUGUGCACCGUGACUUGAAGCCAGAGAAUUUCCUUUUCACUUCUAGAAGUGAAGAUGCAGACAUGAAGCUUAUUGAUUUUGGUCUUUCUGACUUUAUCAGGCCAGAAGAAAGACUGAAUGAUAUUGUUGGAAGUGCAUAUUAUGUUGCACCUGAAGUCCUUCAUAGGUCUUAUAGUCUGGAAGCAGAUAUAUGGAGCAUCGGUGUCAUUGCCUACAUCUUAUUAUGUGGAAGCCGGCCUUUCUGGGCACGGACGGAAUCUGGGAUUUUCCGUGCAGUGAUUAGGGCCGACCCAAAUUUUGAGGAUUUACCCUGGCCUUCUGUGUCUGCAGAGGCCAAGGACUUUGUGAAAAGGCUCCUGAACAAGGAUUACAGGAAAAGAAUGACUGCAGUUCAAGCUCUCACUCAUCCGUGGUUGCGGGAUGAUAGUCGUCCAAUCCCUUUGGACAUAUUGAUCUAUAAGUUAGUCAAGUUGUAUCUUCAUGCUACACCUUUCAAGCGUUUAGCACUAAAGGCUCUCUCAAAAGCUUUGACUGAGGAUGAGCUGGUGUAUCUCAGAGCUCAGUUCACUCUGUUAGAACCAAAUAGGGAUGGCCGCAUCUCCCUUGAAAAUUUCAAAAUGGCUCUUAUGCGAAAUGAAACUGAUGCCAUGAGAGAGUCCAGAGUUCAUAAUAUUAUAAAUGCUAUGGAACCACUUGCUUUCAGAAAGAUGGGAUUUGAAGAGUUUUGUGCAGCUGCAAUCAGCACACAUCAAUUGGAGGCCCUUGACGGGUGGGAACAGAUUGCUUCCACUGCUUUUGAGUACUUUGAACGGGAGGGUAAUCGUAGCAUAUCUGUUGAUGAAUUGGCAAGGGAAUUGAGUCUUGGACCGAGUGCUUAUUCCAUCCUAAAAGAUUGGAUCCGAAACUCAGAUGGAAAGCUUAGUUUACUUGGAUAUACAAAAUUUUUGCAUGGAGUAACACUUCGUAGUUCAAACACAAAACACCAUUAAGUUUGAUAGCUUUCAACACAGUUUAAAAAUUCAUGGGAUUUGCAGGAUUUUCUUUUCUUUUUCAUUUUCAGGAAUGGGGUAAAGAAAAUGUGUAUGAUUGAAUUCAGUCAAGCUAGUUCUGUGAUGUGAGUCGGUACUUUUUAUUUUGAGAAUUUCUGCUUGUUCUUACCCCAUUUUGGCAGUUCAUAUAUUUCUAUGGGCAGCUAUUGUGACUAUUCAUUAAUUCUUGAAAUCCAGAAGGUUUAUAGUCAAAUGAAAA